AUGGGACGUCGCUGCCUCUCAUUGGCGAUCCACCCGCGAUCUCCCCUUGCUUCUGACGGCGCGACCUCGCAAAAGUAUCUGUUUUGCGAGGUACCGCAGUACUUUGAGCACCCUGGACGGUGCUCGAGGCAGAAGAGAAUGGCCACGGUACCCGCUCUCGUCAUCGCAGGCUCCUCUUACUGCAGCGAGUGGGAUUCUUGCCAGGCCAGCAUCCGCUGCGGAACUGGCGAUCCUUCAUCAUCAGGUGCAUCAUCACCCCCGACGCUGCCGCCCUUGUUUGCUAUGAUCUGA
Messenger RNA from Colletotrichum spaethianum, 291 nucleotides. RefSeq lists its product as uncharacterized. NCBI's taxonomy places the organism in Eukaryota, Fungi, Ascomycota, Sordariomycetes, Glomerellales, Glomerellaceae. The record is from RefSeq and is a predicted model, not a curated record. The transcript has 2 exons. The coding region runs from base 1 to 291 and encodes 96 amino acids.